Microdochium trichocladiopsis is the source of this 591-nucleotide messenger RNA. RefSeq lists its product as uncharacterized. The record is from RefSeq and is a predicted model, not a curated record. NCBI's taxonomy places the organism in Eukaryota, Fungi, Ascomycota, Sordariomycetes, Xylariales, Microdochiaceae. The transcript has 3 exons. The coding region runs from base 1 to 384 and encodes 127 amino acids.
AUGCUCGCAAGUGAAAGCACCGGACUCAUGGAGAGACAAGUGCUGACGACUUUGCAAAUUCACCAGGAUUACACGUGCAACUAUGGCACCUGGGUCAGCGCUCUCAACACCGCCGCUGUCAUCAGAUAUCUCUACAACAUUGGCAAUGGCGACUGUGCUGCCCCUCCAGGAAGGCCAGGCGCAGGUGGGUGCAGUAACACUGGCUGCGCGGGGGAGUCGUCCAUCUGGCUGUGCAACGACUACAACUUCCAGCUCCACGUGCCUUGCCGACUCGUGGCAGACAACGCUGUCGAGGUGAUGAUUAAGUGCCAGAACAACGACGUGGUGCGGGGACAGAUCUUUUCCACUGACCGAGGCUGGAACACAAUCAUCAACCGCUGCUAAGUAGGCUUUGUUAGGUGCGGCUCAGAUUUUGUCUCCCUCUUGCAUUCACCGGCCCCAGGUAUUUAGCGAUGCAAAAUGACAGGGAUCCUGUUGCAACCAGAGCAGAGAAGGGAUGAUCUCUGUUACGUCCCGUGCCACAUAUGUAGCAUUUGCCUCAAACUCAACAAUUUUAUGUCUGUGAUCAGCACUCUUCCUCCAAUGUCUCAC